Cladocopium goreaui is the source of this 302-nucleotide messenger RNA. The record is from the annotation of a GenBank genome assembly. Lineage: Eukaryota; Dinophyceae; Suessiales; Symbiodiniaceae.
GAACGAGACGGAGAAGAUUCCGGAGAUUGGGAAGUCGAACCCUCCCAGUUGGUGGCCGGCCUCACUGGUGCGGCCUUGGCCUACUGGGCCUGGAACAGGAUGCGUUCACAGGCGUUGGCCAAUCAGAGCCCUGAGGUGACACUGGCCCCGACCCGAAUAGCUUUGUCCGAGUUUCUGCAGCUCUUGCGCUCCAAUGCCGUCACCGCUGUGAGCUACUUGGCGGAUCGUCCUCCAGCCGGUGCGCUGCUGUUGAAAGCGGUGAGCACGGCAGGUGUGGCCUUAGAUUCUGCUGCCACGGUGCC